CAGCCUUAUGGCGAAGCGAGGGGACGGGGGAGAAGUCCAGAACGGAGCUUUACACUAAUAUGGGAUUUCACAACGUGGACGUGGGAGGCAAUGUUAACUUCCACACAUUUCUCUGACAUUUGGAGUGGUGCACCGAUCAGGGAAGACUGACCUCAGAUCGUCUCUAGAGGCUUUCCACAAUAUUUCACCUUGACUGGACUGGAACGCAAAAAUGCCAAUCAUGGAGAAAGAGACGGCCAGAGACCGAGUCAGCCAAGUGUUGCCAAAGGUCCCUGUGCCUCCACUGAAACAAACCCUCGACACAUACUUGAAGUGUGUUCAACACCUGGUGAAGGAGGAGCAGUUCAAGAAAACAAAGGCCAUCGUGGAGAAGUUCGGAGCUCCUGGAGGCGUUGGAGAGGUUCUCCAGAAGAAGCUUUCAGAGAGGAGGGACAAGACUACCAACUGGGUCUAUGACUACUGGCUGGAGGACAUGUACCUGAACAACAGAUUGGCCCUCCCAGUCAACUCCAGUCCUGUCAUGGUGUUUCCCAAGCAGACAUUCAGAGACCAUAAAGACGCCCUCAGAUUUGUGGCUCGUCUCAUCGGAGGAGUGUUGGACUAUAAGGCUCUCAUUGAUGCGAGAGCGCUGCCAGUGGAUUUUGCUCGAGGCCAGCUAGCUGGGACGCCUCUAUGCAUGGAGCAGUACUACUGCCUCUUUAACUCCUACCGCUACCCGGGGCUAAAGACAGACACGCUGAAGGUCCAGAUGAACGCAGCCUCCUCAGCGCCGGAGCACAUCAUCAUAGCGUGCAAAAACCAGUUUUUCGUGUUGGACGUAGUCGCAAACGGCAAGCAGCUCAAUGAGACGGAGAUCUUAUCCCAACUGGAGAAAAUCAUGAAAAUGUCAGAAAACGCCAAAGAGAGACUUCCUCCUUUUGGUAUCCUGACAUCUGACGGGAGAACAGAGUGGGCACAAGCCAGAGAGGCACUGACGAAAGAUCAAAGCAACAGGGACUGUCUGGCUCUGAUCGAGAGCAGUAUGUGUGUGGUGUGUCUGGAUGAGCCCAGUGGCCUGGAGCCUAGAGAUACCACCAGGGCCCUGCUGAUGUUGCACGGUGGCGGACGCGAGAAGAAUGGGGCAAACCGCUGGUAUGAUAAGUCAAUGCAGUUUGUUGUAGGGAUGGACGGAGUAUGUGGAGUCGUGUGUGAUCAUUCGCCAUUCGAGGGAAUAGUUAUGGUGCAGUGCUCUGAAUACUUGAUGAAAUACAUAACAGGGAGUCCCUCGAAGAUGGCGAGAGCAUCCAGCAUCAGAGAACUUCCCCCUCCAAGAAGGCUGCUUUGGAAAUGUAACCCGCACUUCCAAGGACUCAUAGCAGCGUCUGGAGACAGACUGCAGAGGCUGGUGAAUAAUCUCGACAUGGAUGUUUUCAAGUUCAACGUUUACGGGAAAGAAUUCAUCAAAAAACAGAAGAUGAGUCCGGAUGCGUUCAUACAAGUUGCCUUACAACUUGCAUUUUACAAAUGCAACAGAAAGCUUGUGUCCACUUAUGAAAGCGCGUCCAUUCGGCGUUUCCAAGAAGGUCGGGUUGAUAACAUUCGCUCUGCCACACCUGAGGCCCUGGCCUUUGUGAUGUCCAUGACAGAUGAGAGGGCCACUUUCACAGAUUCAGAAAAAAAUAGACGUUUGAGGGAUGCAAUUAAUGCCCAGACAAACUAUACAAUUGCAGCUAUUACAGGAAUGGCGAUAGACAAUCAUCUCCUCGGGCUUAUGAAAAUCGCAAAGGAGCUCAACAUGGAGAAGCCAGAGAUCUUCUGUGAUGAGACGUAUUUGGCCAGUAACCAGUUCAUCCUUUCUACCAGUCAGGUCCCUACCACAGUGGAAAUGUUCUGUUGCUACGGCCCGGUGGUGCCCAACGGCUACGGCGCCUGUUACAACCCGCAGUCAGACCACAUCCUCUUCUGUGUGUCUAGUUUCUGGGAGAACACGGGGACGAGCUCGGCCGUUUUUGUCAAAGCGUUGAAAGAGGGCCUGCUGGAAAUCAGGGACCUGUGCAAUAGUAGCAGCGCCGCGGCUACCAAACUGGCUGAGAGCAGCCAGGGAGCCGGCCUGCCUCGUAAAUCAGGGAAGUAAGCCAUACUGAGAGAGCACGCCCACUCGGCUGCUCCUCUCAACAAUCUUAGGCUGCGGUCGAAUAGUCCUUUUUUUGCUUAGGAAGGUUCCUAACUGAGUGAAGUGUCUAAGUGGCAGCCAUGAUUCAGUAAGAGCUGGUGGAAUUCUCUAAAUUCUAAGGAAAUGUGCUUGAAUGCUUCUUUUCUUAUCCCUUUAGCAUAUGGUACACUGGAAAGUAGAUAAUAGCGUCCCACAAUUCCUUGCAGCAGCAACAUUUAAAGCGACGGCAGACCCACGUCAAUAACAUCCGACGUCGCAUGAUUACGAAGCCUAGUGUUCGUAAAGUCGGAUUCUCUUCACACGUCUUUUCCUACGUCCUUAUAAAUUCUCUUUCCUCGACCUCAUGACGAUUUCCAUCGAGGUCAAGGACAAGUGGUUAGGAAAGGACAUAGAACGUAAUUUGUUUUGACUAUUCGACCGCAGACUUAAAGUUAUUCUCAGUAGUUGAGAUGCCUUUGUGUGUCUUCGUUGUCUGUGCAAUAGUGUUCGUUAAACAACAAAAUGCAAAGCCUUAAAGUUCAUAUAUAGUAUGUAAAUAUUAAAAAAUGUGAAUGAAAACAUACUUAUAUGUUAUAAAAUACUUUUUUUUUGGAUGUGUGUAAACAUCAUAAUGAUUUUGGGUCCAACAAUGACCCUGUUUGACUCGGCAGACUGAGAUUAACUGGUCUGCUGCCUUUAGGAAACUGAAGCCAUGCCCGUUAUGUAGCACUGAUGAGAGGGGAAACUCCUCUAUAAGAGAGAAUCAGUCGAGUGAUCCCAAUAUAUAUCUUUCACACAUAGAGUAGGAAUAUAAUAUAUAUGAAAGUAUUCUGUACAAAAAAGAAAAACAGUAUAUUUAAGUGACUUAUAACAAUCAUUACAUCCUGUAAAUGUGACCCUGUUUCACUUUGUGUGUGCCAUUGUAACACACAGGAUCAGUUAUACUUGAGAUAAUACUAGAUCUAUUUUAAUGUGCUAAAGUUACGUACAUUUCUUUUAUUCUAUUGACGACGCCGUGAGGUUGCCAAAGAAGUUGUGUAUACGUGAAGUCUGUCUGAUGAGGCACUGAUAAAAAGAUAUGAAUGAAUAACUGUAAACAUAGAGAACUGGUGUGAAUAUAUGUGAAUAAUGUGUGCAGAAGAAAACAUUAUGUGGAUUUAGUGGCACAUUUGAAGUCUUUUAGAUGUACUUUAUGUCUGUGUUCAUAGCAAUAUUUAGUAAGUGUUGAGUUUAUUGAACAGUGCUACUUUAUAAGUAAAAUACAAUACAGUGGUAAUAGAGGCAAACCACUGUGUUCACGUGUAUAAAAGGUGCUUUUUAUUUGCACUUAAGAGGUAGCAUGAGGGGUGUAUUGUUAUACUGUAGUGCAAUAACACAGUAGCAAGUGCAGUGAGGGUAUAUGUGCAAUUUAGCAAGUCAACUCAUUAGUUGCAUGGAGCUUAUGUAACAUUAAAUGAAUUAUUUUUGAUAUUCAGAAAUAUUGGAUAUUAUCUGUGAGAUUAAAAUGAAUUAUGGAACUCUACAUCAUGCAUGCUGCUUUGGUCAAAAUGGUCCAUUCAAAGUGUUCAAAGUGUUACUUGGAUUCUUCUACAAAUGCAUAUUGUGUUUCAAUCUGUGGUGAUUCAUGUUACAACAAAUCAAAAAUAAUGGUCUUUAUCUGUGCAAAUUGUGAGGAUAUGUGUUGUCCUAUAUCCAGAAGACACUUUACUUUACUGAACUGUAUCUACCAAUCAUCAGCCAAAGUGAAUGUGAACCAUGUAGAUGAUUUCAAAAAUCAUAUCAAGAAAAGAUUUUAAGCGACACAUGUUGCAUGUUUAUUCUUACAUACUAACUGUAUUUUUAUAUGUCCACAUGAAAAGCUUAAUGAUAUAGUAAAAUACUCUUAAAGGGUACACAAACGUAAGAAAAAUGCCUUAAAUAAAGUGAUGCAAACUGUUUUCCUUCCACAUAUUCUAUAACUGUUUAAUGUUUUCAUUUGAACAGUUUCUACUCGGUGUUAAACGUCUAAUCUGAGUGGUGUGUGUAACAGAAUGUAAUAUUUGUCACGUGGUAUUCAGUGGGUUUCCCUUUAUCUCAUUCAUAAAAAGUCAUUUAUAAUCCCUGUGAGUAAAUCCAGCUGUUAUAUCUAUUGAACCACGGCACAGUGUUUAAAUAGCGUGAUAAAUCAAUGUUACACCAUGAUAACCGUUUUUGUGAAUAAAUGUGUAAAACGUCAUUGACAGGAAGAAUAUAGUGUUUCAUUAAGUAAUUUUAAAUUCAAUGAAUGUUCAGUGAAAAAAUAUGUUUAUCAUUAUAAAAAAAUAAAAUAAAAUGCUAACUUAUUUUUUUAGGCUACAAACAUUUGAUUGAUAGAAGACAUUGCUAAUUUAAGUUGUGAUAAAAGUGAUACUCCAUUCAAGAAAUAAAAUGAACAUCAUGCU
Molecule: messenger RNA, 4551 nt
Organism: Cottoperca gobio
Lineage: Eukaryota; Metazoa; Chordata; Actinopteri; Perciformes; Bovichtidae
Gene: chatb
Product: choline O-acetyltransferase b
Exons: 15
Coding region: 212-2113 (633 amino acids)
Biological process (GO): neuromuscular synaptic transmission; acetylcholine biosynthetic process
Cellular component (GO): neuron projection; cytoplasm
Molecular function (GO): choline O-acetyltransferase activity
Source: RefSeq, a predicted model, not a curated record